AUGAUCUCCCUUUCCCUUCCUCUCCUGCCCUGUCUCGUCCCCUCCCUUGACUCUUUUCUCCCUUUUCCUUCUCCCCUGUUCCUCCUGUCCCCCCCUUUUGCUUUCCCUCUUUGCUCCUUCUCCCCCUCCCGUCCUCUCUCUCCUUUCUUCGUUUUCCUUGGGCCCAUGCUUGCCUGGCCCUCCGUCCUUCCUCUUUCUCCUGCCUUACCUACUGGCCCCUUUUCUCGUCUGUCUUGUUCCUUGUUCCGCCUGCGGCUUGCUGCCUCUCUUCUGCUCCUUUCCCCCUCUGUGCCUUCUCUGGUUCUGCUCUGCCUUCCUCUCCUGCGCCCGGGCUCCUCCCCUCCUGCUCUUCUAGGGUCCCUUCCGUGCCUCCUCCUCCUUCUCCUCCUGUGCCCUUCUUCUCUGCUGCGUUUUCUGGCUUUCCUGCCUUCCGCCUCCCCCUUGCCUCUCCCCUGCCUGUGUUCCUUCUCUCUGUCAACACCUACCUUACCCCCCCCUUUUUCACCUCCUUUUGCUGCUUUUCUCUGCCUCCUUUCUGCUUCCCUCCUUCCUCUUUCUGCGUCCUGCUCCCCUAUGGCGCCUCCUUCUUGCCCUCUAUACACCUGUGUGCUCCUGUCCUCUUCCCCCUCCUGUGUUCCCCCUGAUUCUCCUCCCCUUCCUCUUUCCCCCUUGCUUUCUUCAGGCCUGUGCUCGCUUGGCUCUUGGGUCCUCCUUUUACCACUCUUGUCUGCUGCUUCACUCUCCCUGACCUGUCUUGUGUGCACUUGCUACCCCUCCCCUGCUCUGCCUGCCUGCUCCCUCCCUCUGAUGCCCUGUACCUUCCUUCCUUGUUCCCUGUGUGCUGUCCUCUUUGCCUGCUCCCACCCUCCUCCUGUGGCCCCUCUUCCCUUGUCUUCUCUUCUCUUUUCCCUGCUGUCUCUGGUUUUUCUAUUUUCCUCCUCCCUUCCCUUCUGCUCUUCCCCUUUGCUCUUUCUCCCCUCUCUGCCUCUCCUCCCUUCCCCUCCUGUCCUUUCACUCACUCCUUCUCUUACUGCCCCUCCUCUCUUCCUCCUCCCUUUGCCCCCCGUUUCCCUUCUUUCUUUAGUCUCCCUCUUUCCCCGCUCUCUCCCGUUCCUUGUCCUCUCCUUCUUUCAUCUGCUUCUUCUGUUCCUCCCCCUCCCUGUUCCUCGUCUUCUGCCCCCUGGGUCCUGCCCACCCCUCCUCUGUGUCUCUACCCUGACCUCCUCCUGGUCCACUUGGCUCUCCCCGUUCUUCUGCUCAUUCUCCCUACUACUUUCUUGCCGCGCUCCUCCCUCCUUCUGUCCCCUUCUGUAUUCCCCCUCCCCUGUGCUCUUCCCUGACCCUUUGACCUUUUGUUUCUGCCUCCCUUCCCUCACUUCUCCGCAGUUUCCUUAG
Messenger RNA from Knipowitschia caucasica, 1395 nucleotides. The record is from the annotation of a GenBank genome assembly. Lineage: Eukaryota; Metazoa; Chordata; Actinopteri; Gobiiformes; Gobiidae.